Messenger RNA from Poecile atricapillus (Black-capped chickadee), 3171 nucleotides. RefSeq names its product solute carrier family 7 member 14 (gene SLC7A14). The transcript has 8 exons. NCBI's taxonomy places the organism in Eukaryota, Metazoa, Chordata, Aves, Passeriformes, Paridae. The record is from RefSeq and is a predicted model, not a curated record. Bases 205 to 2520 code for a protein of 771 amino acids. Gene Ontology annotation, biological process: amino acid transport; transmembrane transport. Gene Ontology annotation, cellular component: plasma membrane. Gene Ontology annotation, molecular function: amino acid transmembrane transporter activity.
GUCGGCGGUGCCGGCGCAGCCCCCCCCGCCCCGCCGGCUGCAGCAGCGCAGCCGCCCCCGCGGGGAGCGCGCCCGGCGGCCCCGCAGCAGCGCCCGCCCGCUGCCCUCCGCGCCCGCGGGCUGCCAGAGCAUGGAGACGCAGCCACAGCCCUGAGUGGGUGCUGCUGACGCUGUCUGUGACCCAGCUUUGCCCAGCCCAGCACCAUGAGUGGCUUCUUCUCUCGGCUGGACCCGCGGCGGGUGCCCUGGGGGGCCGCAGGCCAUGCCCUGCGCACCCGUGUGCUGCGCACCAAGCCUGUGGAGUCCAUGCUGGAGGGCACCGGGGCUGGGGCCACCCAGGGUGCCAGGCUGGCCAAGGUCCUCACCACCCUUGACCUCAUCUCCCUGGGCGUUGGGAGCUGCGUGGGCACCGGCAUGUACGUGGUGUCCGGCCUGGUGGCCAAGGAGAUGGCGGGGCCCGGGGUCAUCGUGUCCUUCAUCAUCGCUGCCGUCGCAUCCAUCCUGUCAGGCGUUUGCUACGCUGAGUUCGGCGUGCGGGUCCCCAAGACCACGGGCUCUGCCUACACCUACAGCUACGUGACCGUGGGGGAGUUUGUGGCGUUCUUCAUCGGCUGGAACCUCAUCCUGGAGUACCUGAUCGGGACGGCUGCGGGCGCCAGCGCCCUCAGCAGCAUGUUCGACUCGCUGGCCAACCACACCAUCAGCCGCUGGAUGAUCAACAGCGUCGGCACGCUGAACGGCCUGGGGAAAGGAGAGGAGUCAUACCCUGACCUUCUUGCUCUGGUCAUUGCUGUCAUUGUCACCAUCAUUGUGGCCAUGGGGGUGAAGAACUCGGUGGGACUGAACAACGUGCUCAAUGUCAUUAACUUGGCAGUUUGGGUCUUCAUCAUGAUUGCUGGUCUGUUCUACAUCAAAAGUGACAACUGGGCUGAAGGGCAAUUCCUGCCGUUCGGAUGGCCAGGGGUGCUCAAGGGGGCUGCAACCUGUUUCUAUGCCUUCAUUGGCUUCGACAUCAUUGCUACCACGGGAGAAGAGGCGAAGAAUCCCAACACCUCCAUCCCCUACGCCAUCACAGCCUCGCUCGUCACGUGCCUGACAGCUUAUGUGUCUGUGAGCAUGAUCCUGACACUGAUGGUGCCCUACGAUGCCAUCGACACCGAGUCCCCACUGAUGGAAAUGUUCGUGGUCCACGGCUUCUAUGCAGCCAAAUUCAUCGUUGCCAUCGGGUCCGUGGCCGGGCUGACUGUCAGCUUGCUGGGCUCCCUCUUCCCAAUGCCCAGAGUCAUUUAUGCCAUGGCUGGAGAUGGGCUGCUCUUCAGGUUUUUGUCCCAUGUCAGUUCUUACACGGAAACCCCUGUUGUGGCUUGUAUCGUGUCUGGGUUCCUGGCAGCUCUGCUCUCCUUGCUGGUCAGCCUGAGGGACCUGAUAGAAAUGAUGUCCAUUGGCACCCUGCUGGCCUACACGCUGGUGUCCGUCUGCGUCCUGCUCCUCCGGUACCAGCCCGAGAGUGACAUCGAUGGCUUCGUCAAAUUCCUCUCCGAGGAGCACACCAAGAAGAAGGAGGGCAUCCUGGCUGACUGUGAGAAGGAAGCUUGCUCCCCCGGGAGUGAAGGAGAGGAGUUCUCUGGCCCACCCACCAACACUUGCGGGGCAAAAAAUCUGCCGUCGCUAGGAGAUAACGAGAUGCUAAUUGGGAAAUCCGAUAAAUCCGCCUACAACGUGAAUCACCCCAAUUACGGCACCGUCGACAUGACCUCGGGGAUAGAGGCAGAUGAGUCUGAGAACAUCUAUCUCAUCAAGCUGAAGAAGCUGAUCGGCCCUCGGUACUACACAAUGCGGAUCCACCUCGGGCUGCCGGGUAAAAUGGAUCGCCCGACAGCGGCCACCGGCCACACGGUCACCACCUGUGUGCUCCUGCUCUUUGUCCUGAUGUUCAUCUUCUGCUCCUUCAUCAUUUUUGGGUCAGACUACAUCUCUGAGCAGAGCUGGUGGGCUGUCCUCCUGGUCGUGCUGAUGGUCCUGCUCAUCGCUGUGCUGGUGUUUGUGAUCUUGCAGCAGCCAGAAAACCCCAAGAAGCUGCCCUACAUGGCCCCGUGUCUGCCUUUCGUCCCUGCCUUCGCCAUGCUGGUGAAUAUCUAUCUCAUGCUGAAGCUCUCCACAGUCACGUGGAUCCGAUUUGCUGUCUGGUGUUUUGUGGGUCUGCUCAUCUACUUUGGCUAUGGGAUGUGGAACAGCACGCUGGAGAUCAGCGCCCGGGAGGAGGCCCUGCACCAGAGCACCUACCAGCGCUACGACGUGGAUGUCGACCCCUUCUCCGUGGACGACGGCUUCUCCUUCGCCCCCGAGGGCGAGAGCUACCCAGCCUGGGGUCCUUCUGAGGACAAGAGCUUCUCCUACCAGCAAAUGGCGGACGCCAAGGAAAGCCAUCGGACAAGUAGCAGGUCGAAAAGCAAAGGCCGGCACAAACCGCCGUCAGAUGCUCUGAUCGCCAACGACGAGUUGGACUACUCACCUGAGUAGCAGCACAGGCAGCGGGGCGCCGCACCGCCCAGGCAAUGAGGAAAGCUCCCCAUGGCUCCCCCACCCUGCCCCAUCUUCCCCAGGUCCUCCACCACCACCUUGCUCACCACCUACUCGGGACACGCUCUGCGGCUGCCGUUGACCCCGAACCAAAACCACCCUUGGCCCGUCCCAGCUCCACCAGUGGGGUCUCGCUCUGGUGAACGCUGGCUGAUCCCCCAGCACCGGCUGCACCAGUGGGGGCAGCGGGGUGGGAGAUGUGCCAAACCAGGAGGGUGUUGAGAGGUGGAAGGAGCUGCAUUGGGGGAAAAGUCAAAUUGUCCCUGGGGAAAGUCCACCUGGUGGCCGCAGCGGUGGGAUGCCACUCUAAAAUUUUUGGCACUUUCUUGGCAUGUGUGUUUUUUUCCUUUGAACCACCUAGAAGUGAUAGCUGAGUCAGAGGCACAGAGAGGUGGGUAGGUACAAAAUGGAGAUGGACACACUCUUCCCUGGGAGUAGCUCAGAGAUGCGUAGUUGGUUCCAUCACACAGUUCCAUUCUGGCACACUGCACAGAGCAGUGCUUCCCCUACAUCCAUCCCCACACCCCAAACUCCAAUUCUGUGAUUCAAAAUUAGUCCAUGUCUCAGUCCUACCUUUUAGCCCCAGCAUGG